AUGAAUAAUAUCAGAAUAAUAACACUUAAGCUAUUAAGAACAUAUGGUACUAAAACUAUGUCUGAAAAUGCGGGUGUACGAAGAAAAAGAGAAGUAACAAAAUACAGCAAAGAUUUUGAGACUGAUUUUGAAGAAUUGGAUCACGAUGAUAUAGGAAUAUAUGAAUCUGAUUUUACGGAAGUUGCCAAAUUUUAUGAAGAAAAAAAAAGAGCAAGAAAAGCAGAUCAUGAACAGCUGAAGCGACUUAUUGUCAAAAGUAAAUAUUUUAAGGAAGUAGAACCAAGUUUUCUUACUUAUGUUGAAAAAGAGCAAAUAAAGAAACUACAUAAAACUAAUCCUGAUGAGUGGACACCACAGAAGCUAAGUGAAAGUUUUCCAGCUUUACCUGAAACUAUAAAAAAAAUUUUAAAGGCAAGUUGGGUACCAAAAUCUGUAGACACAAUUCUUAAAUAUGAUAAAAAAGUUAUUCAAAACUGGAAAAAUUGGAAAACUGGUCAAUUAGCAGUGAAUUUUAACUUAAAGGAACAUUUAAUGAAAUUUAAAAACAGAACAAUUAGUUUAACUGAUAGAGAAACUUUGGUUAAUAAGUUUGUAGCUCCAAAGAUGGAAUUUCCAAAACCUACAAGUUCAUUUUUUUCAAGUAUUGUACAAUCUGUUGAUAAAAAACAGGUUAUAAAUAAUGAACAAUUAAAAUCUUCAGAGAAAAGCUUAAACAAAGGUGAAAAGUACUCUAAUGCAACAGAGAAAAAAGAACUAGAAAUUGUGAGAAAAGAAACAAAUAAUAUUAUGUAUAAAAAAUAUGAUGUAAAGAAGGAACAUAAUCAUAAACAGGAAACAUUAGUUUUUGAUGAAUUUAUAAAAAAAAAACUGAAUAAUCCAAGUGAUACAUCUCCUGAAGAAAGACUAGCAUUAUUGAAUACUUAUAAGAAACAUGUAGAAUGCAAAAAUUUAGAAGAUGUAAGUUUUAAUGUAUUAAAUAGUACUGCAAAAUAUACUAAUGUUCAAGAAAAAGAUAUUGGUAUUGUAAAAAAUUUAUCUAGCGAAAGUUCAACAAUUGUCAAGAAAAAUAGAAUUGAAUCCAAAGUAGCAACUGAAAUGAAUGCUGAACAUGUAAGUUUAGACACCUUUGUAAAGGAUCGAAGUUCAUAUAUGGAUACAGAUGUUAACUACAUAAAACGCUUAAAAAUUCCUAAAAAUUCAUAUAAGAAAGGCAUGACAUAUAGAGUAAAUGAUUGUUAUUAUGAUGAUGAUGGGGAAUUUUUAUACAGAAUACCAGGAAUGAGGAGCUAA
Molecule: messenger RNA, 1290 nt
Organism: Habropoda laboriosa
Lineage: Eukaryota; Metazoa; Arthropoda; Insecta; Hymenoptera; Apidae
Exons: 2
Coding region: 1-1290 (429 amino acids)
Cellular component (GO): nucleus
Source: RefSeq, a predicted model, not a curated record